GAAGCGCGUGUGCGUGGGGCGUAGCUAAGGACGGAAGCUCGGCCGGCACGAUCGCCACCCACCCGAGCCUAACCGGGCUGCGCCUUUUGGGCGCUGCUCCUCGUGGCCCAGCGCCCCAGUCCUUGCCUGCCCUUGCAGUCCCACCCCACGCUCAGCCUUGUGUUCCUCGAGCCGGUCUCCGACUUCCAUUUCCCACCCUAAACCGCCUGCCUGGGUCUGUUCCCGCUCGGUUGUCCUCGCCCUGCUCUGCCGAGGGUCCCCUAUCAGCCUCGACCCCAUGGCGCUGCAGGCGCUGCAGAGCUCUGGGGUGACCUUUCGCAGGAUCCUGUCUCACUUCCCCGAGGAGCUGAGUCUAGCUUUCGCCUACGGCUCUGGGGUGUACCGCCAGGCAGGGCCCAAUUCAGACCAGAAGAAUGCUAUGCUGGACUUUGUGUUCACAGUAGAUGACCCUUUUGCAUGGCAUUCAAAGAACCUGAAGAAAAAUUGGAACCACUAUUCUUUCCUAAAAGUUUUAGGACCCAAGAUGAUCACAUCCAUCCAGAAUAACUAUGGCGCUGGAGUGUACUACAAUUCAUUGAUCACGUGUGAUGGUAGGCUUAUCAAAUAUGGGGUUAUUAGCACUAGUAUUCUGAUUGAAGAUCUCCUCAACUGGAAUCAUUUAUACGUUGCUGGACGACUCCAAAAACCGGUGAAAAUUGUCACAAUGAACGAGGAUAUAACUCUUAGGUCAGCCCUUGAUAGAAAUCUGAAGAGUGCUGUGACCACUGCUUUCCUCAUGCUCCCUGAAAGCUUUUCUGAAGAAGACCUCUUCAUAGAGAUUGCCGGACUCUCCUAUUCAGGUGACUUUCGGAUGCUGGUUGGAGAGGAUAAAACAAAAGUGUUGAAUAUUGUGAAGCCCAAUAUAGCCCACUUUCGAGAGCUGUAUGGCAGCAUACUACAGGAGAAUCCUCAAGUGGUGUAUAAAAGCCAGCAAGGCCGGCUGGAGAUAGAUAAAAGCCCAGAAGGACAGUUCACUCAGCUGAUGACAUUGCCCAAAAGCUUACAGCAACAGAUAAAUCAUAUUAUGGACCCUCCUGGAAAAAACAGAGAUGUGGAAGAAACUUUAUUCCAAGUGGCUCAUGACCCCGACUGUGGAGAUGUGGUGCGACUAGGGCUUUCAGCAAUCGUGAGACCUUCUAGUAUAAGACAGAGCACCAAAGGCAUUUUUACUGCUGUAUUCCGCUGUGUGAAUAUACCACAAUUUAUACUAUAGAUGGAUACUUGGUUUGUUCCUGCUUGGAACUAUUACAAGUCUCUGUCAGGUAUGAAGAAGUCAGUGAUUUAUAGUUCACUAAAACUGCACAAAAUGUGGACAGGGUGGCUGAGGAAAACGUCCUGAUAUUGCUCGCUUUCAUAUAUGAUAUAUAUAGAUAAAUAAAGUGUUUAAUUCUUUUUCACAGAA
Molecule: messenger RNA, 1441 nt
Organism: Callithrix jacchus (white-tufted-ear marmoset)
Lineage: Eukaryota; Metazoa; Chordata; Mammalia; Primates; Cebidae
Gene: TAMM41
Product: TAM41 mitochondrial translocator assembly and maintenance homolog
Biological process (GO): cardiolipin biosynthetic process; CDP-diacylglycerol biosynthetic process
Cellular component (GO): mitochondrion
Molecular function (GO): phosphatidate cytidylyltransferase activity
Source: RefSeq, a predicted model, not a curated record